UUGACAUGCAUAUAAAUUUAUCAAACAUUUAUUCCUACGAAUUUAGAAAUUUAAGAACUCCAACUUCCACAGCAAAUAUCCAGUUGUUUUCCAAAAUGGCAUCCGACGGAGGUCUGAAAGUUGACAAUCCUGGUGAAACUAUUGAUUCUUUAAAUAAAGAAGUAGAAAAUUUAAAAACACGGUUAGAAGAAGAAAGAAAAAAGCUCAAUGAUGUAGCUUUGUCUAAAGUUGCAGAGAGAUUAGAACCGAUUCAAACUCUGAAUAUUAAACCUCGUAGAGUUUUGAAAGGCCACCAAGGAAAAGUCCUUUGUUCUGAUUGGUCUUUAGACAAAGAUGGCAAAAUGAUUAUAUGGGAUGCUUUUACUACUAAUAAGGAGCAUGCAAUUACAAUGCCUACUACUUGGGUUAUGGCGUGUGCCUAUGCCCCAUCUGGAAAUAUGGUUGCCUGUGGAGGACUAGACAAUAAAAUCACUGUGUAUCCACUCAGUUUUGAAGAUGACGUAUCUACAAAAAAGAAAGCUGUUGGAACACAUACAAGCUAUAUGUCUUGUUGCCUUUUUCCCAAUUCUGACCAGCAAGUAAGUACCAUUAUUACUGUUUUUUUCUUCUUUUUAAUUGUGUCUGGUUGUGAUAGGCAAGCAUUAGUGUGGGAUAUGAGAACUGGCCAUUGUGUACAACAGUUUGAAGGCCAUGAAUCAGAUAUCAACUCAGUAAAGUUCUAUCCUAGUGGGGAUGCCAUUGCAACUGGUUCUGAUGAUGCUACUUGUCGCUUGUUCGAUUUACGAGCUGAUCGUGAAGUUGCUGUUUAUUCUAAGCAAAGUAUUAUUUUUGGAGUAAAUUCAGUUGAUUUUUCUGUCAGUGGUCGCUUGUUGUUUGCUGGUUACAAUGACUAUACUGUCAAUGUUUGGGAUAGUUUAAAAUGUGUCCGUCUUAGUAUUCUAUAUGGGCAUGAAAAUAGAGUUACUUGUCUAAAAGUGUCCCCUGAUGGUACUGCGCUCUCAACUGGCAGUUGGGAUUUCACGUUAAGGGUCUGGGCCUAAGAGCUUGCCAUUCUUUACCUGAGGUUUAAAAUUAAUAUUUCUACAGCAAAGUGUUAUCUUGUUGAGAGUUGUCUUUCUCUGUCAACAUGUUUAUGUCAUGAAAAAUGAUCCUGGUGAAUCUUUACAAAGUUGCUCACGAAUUUUGGGGGCAAAGAAAUCUUAGCAGUCUUCUUGAUGUUCUUGUGGGGGGAAACUGAAGACUUACCCUUAGUCCAUAAUUCUAGUCAUUUUUUUAAAAAUAAAUAUGAAACUUAGUGUCUUAUUAAGUUACCAACCAAUGCUAAUGUUUAUAUGCAUGCAUUUAACACAAAAGAAACAUUUUUAUGGUAUAGGACAGAUAUGAAAACAUUUUUUUUAAAGGAUAGAAGCUUUUUCAGGACAAAUCACUACAUAUUAUUUAUUUCUGGUUAUUUGGCAAAAAAUAUUUUAUAAUUAGUUGUUUACUUUUUCUUUCAUAAGACUUGAAAUCCAGAUGUUAUUUAUACAAAUAGAUUUAUGUUUCUAUGUUUAGGCUGAUAUUUAUUUAUUCUGAUAUUCUACUUUUAAUGCAAUCAGUUUAAUUUAAAAUAAUAUAUCCAAUUACUUUUAAUAUGGUUGACAUAGUUUGAGCUGUCAAAAUGUAGUGCUUAUUGUCGGGACUAGGACUUAGCGAUAUUAAGAUUUUGACAUCGCGCUAUAUUGUCACAUCGUGAUGUUUUAUUGCUUUAAUGUUUUACAUUUAGUAUUGCAUAAUUUCAAAUUCUUGCAUUUUUUGAUUAAUUAUCAACAAUAAAUUGUGUACUUUUUUUAAAAGCAGAACAACUAUACGCAGUAGGGAAGGGGGAGUGUAGCUGAAAUUAGUCUGCCAUGGCUUAUGUCAGUAAAUAAGUAAUUAUAAAUAUAAAAUAAAAAUUAAGACCCACACUGAGCCAGCAUUUAUAAAGCUCUUCUUGACCAAAAAAAAACCAACUUUGCUGAUGGAUUGAAGAAUAUUGAGAGAUCCGAGUUACCUCCAUCUUAAAUUUAUUUCAGUAUUGUAAAUUUUUAUUUUAAAAAAAGGAAUGCGUUUAAAAAUAAAAUGGAUCAUUGAAUAAAAAUAAAAUCUUAAAAAUUCGGAUUUCGUAAGUUACUUCUUUUAAUUAACAUUGCAUUUUUAAUAUUUUCUAAUAAGAAUUAUUUCUCUAUAAUUAAAGACAUGGAUGCCAUUGCAAAAUAGUGGUUAAAAAAAUUUAUUGUAAAAAAAUCGUCAUCAGAGGAUUCGCACAGUUAAAAGAAAUCAGGUUUCCAUAACUAAGAGAUUCAACAACUUUUUGAUUGUCAAUCACUUCAUCAUGUCAGGAAAAGGAUAAAUCGCUAUAAAAUAAACAUGGGGAAAGAUAAUGAUCAUAACCACAGCUAUCUCACUUACAAUCUGAAGAAAAUAAUCAUUCAUUAGGAGAAUGGUUCUUCGUGCGCACUUGAAGCUAUCUAUAUGCUAUCAGGAGCAGUGCUCUUCAUCGGGAAGCAUCAUGCACAUCACAGUAAAUCAUAUUUUCUAAUGCUUCCAAAAAUUGACAAUCCAAACUUUGGAUCAGCGAUAAUUGCAUAACAACGAUAUUUUUCGAUGUAUCGCCCAAUCCUAAUCCGGACUAAUGCACAGUUUAGGCAAUGUUAUCAAUGAGAAGAUAAGCGCAGUGGUUGGAAAGAUGUUGGUUGUAUCUUAAGGAGGCAAAUCAGGUUAGAAUGCAUUUCCAUGUGCUAUUCAAAAGUGAAGCAAAAUUGAGAUUCUUUUAUUAAUUUUAGCAAGAUUGCCUUAUGCGGGUUUUUUUUUUCCAAAUCAGUUGCAUUUUUUUUUUUCUAAUUUAAUGCGCAUUAAUAAUUCCUGUAAUGGCUUUGUAGUAAUAGCAGUUAAAAUUUCUCUAUCCUUUAAAAAAAAACUUCAAAUUUUUCUACUUGGAACUCUUACUAAAACAAAUUGAUGUUAUUUAAAUUAAUCAAAGCUAUUUUUCCUCAUCAGUACUCUUUGAUGGAGGACUUAUUCUGUUUUAAUGCUUAAAUGUAAAAUUAUAUAGAUAAAAAAAGAAAAAUCUUAUUUGUUGUUGAAAGUUUGACCUCAAAAACUACCUAUAUUCUCUUUAUUUGAUAAUAAUAAUGUUUGUGUAUGGCUAAACUUAUUUUGACAUUUUUAUUAAAUUUAACAUAAUGUCUGCGAAUUUGUUACUGAUUGGUUACAUGUGUUGCAAACAUUCUUUGCAGGAAUUUGAACACUCAGUAUAUUUGUGCUUAUAGACAUUAUACUAUAAGUUUAUUACAUUAUUACUUUCCUAAUUUUCGACCUGUGCUCAAAUUGCAAGAAAAAUUUAAAUUUAUUUGCAUACAAUGUGUUAAAUUACUCAUUUAAACUUCAUGUAAAAUCGUGUUAUUAAAUAUUUAUUGUAAAUUUGUUUAACAUUGGUAAAAUAAACUAGUCAAUUUUUCUUUAUGACAAUCUAAAUAUUUAUAUAAUAUAUAUAUAUAUUUAUAUAUAUAUAUUGCCUGUGUGAUUCUGUGAUAAAAAUUUGUUGCUUAACUGUACUCUAAUAAGAUAAAAUAUUCCAAAAUUGAUUGCCAUUGUCAUUGAAUCUCUAGUAAACAUUCUUUCCCCUCUAUUCAUUUCAAUUGCUCAUUUUUUCAUUCUGUACUUGGCAUGAUUUUCAUUAAAUUUCUGAGAUAUACCUUUUUUUUAAACUAAUAUUAAUCUUAUUCUUAAAGUAUCUAAUAUUAUUUCUAAAUUGUUAUAGUGUUUAAAAAAUACUUUAGGUGUAAAAUAGAUUAUGACAGGUAUCAUAAUUUUAAAAUGUUUUACUUUUGAUGUAAGGUAGUUGUCUUUCUUUAUUUGCUCUUAAAACUAUAAAAUUGAUCUUAAUAAAUAUUUAAUGGACUGGGUUUUUUUUCCUCUUCAGAUUCCAUUCCAUUUUAAAAGAUUUCCCUAUUAUCUUCAUAAAUAUGGUACUUACUUUUCCAUAGUUAUGAAAUUGUUAUAAGUAUUACGUAACAAGUAAAAGUGCUAUGCAAUUUCAUAAAAAGUUUAUCAAAAAUAGAAAAUCAUAAAUUAACAUGGCUCUUCUUUAACUGCCCGUUUUUUAUUGCUAUUCUUUUAAUUUUUCCAUUUAUAUAUCAAAUGGAAUAUUAUGGUUUUAAUUAUGUUAUGGAUAAUUUUAUUUAUUGAAUAUUUAUUGUUUAUUUAAUGAAUUGCCAUUUCUCUGCAUACCAUAGAAUUAUGUUUUAUUAUAUUAUGCGCUUUUAAUUAUCAUAUUGCACGAAAUUUAAUAUAUUAAUUCCCAUUGCUUCAUGUUCAUGUUGUUUUUAGAGUGUUCAUUUACAAAUUGUGAAGUUGAUAUUUUUGAAUAAUACAUUGAUUGUUUUGUUAUCUUUAUGUUUCAGUUGUUUUGUAUGUUACUUGCUAUGUGCAUUUUAUCCAAUAACAAUUUUUGAACUUUUUUUCCUUUUGAGAUAGAUCAAAAUUUUUCCCCUCUCUUAUGAACGGGGGGAAAAAUAGGUUGAGCAAUAUUAUGCAGUUGUUUGCAUUUCGGUGUUCAUAUAUUAUGCAAUUGUAAGCAAUGUAUUACAUUAUCAAUUAUUUUUUUGAAUUUCAAAGGUAUUUUUAUCUGGAUUGAUUUUUUAAAAUAUACUUCCUGUAUAUUUGCAUUUAUGAAAUAUUUAAAUAUGCAAUAUACAACUUAAAGAUUUUUUACUUUUUCUAGAAAUUUAUAGUUUGAUAUUCUGUCCUUGAUGUUUAAUAUUAUUAUAAUGAUAAAAACUAAUCUGUGUAGAGUAAAAAAAAAAAAAAGUUUAUUACCUAUAAAUUUUUUUGUGGAUUAUUUUAUGAUGUGUAUUCAGGUAUACCAACUUCUACAGGAUAUUUUUAUGAAAUUAAGAUACAUUAAUUGAAAUACUCUAUGAAAGUGAGUACUUUUAUUUUAUAAGCAUUUCUGUAUUUUUGAAACUUACGUUGCAAUUCUGAGAUUACUCUUCAUAUCAUUCAUUCUUAAAAAUGAUAAAAAUUUCUAAACUCUAUUUUUUUUUAAUGUGAUUUUGAUGGUUUUUAUGUUAGAAAGUCAAAUAAACACUUUUAUUUUAGUAUUCAGUUCUUUCAAAAUUGGUUUAUGUUUAAUUGAAAAUCAUGUUUUCUCUUAGAUAAAUACAAAAAUAAUACUUUUUUUAAUCAUAAAUAUUUAAGAAAAUUUUUUUUUAUAUAAUUUCAUUCAUAUUUUAACACUUUAUAAAAAAAAUACUUAUAUUUAAACACUUUAUAGAAAAAUAAAAGUUUAUUUUUAAUGACAAUGAUACCACUAAUAAACUUGGUAACUUUAAAAACCUACAGAAAAAUAUUGCUAGAAGUUGAUAUUCUUGUAGGACACUUAAAGUAACAAAUGAUGACUAGUUUUUGGAAUAUUCAUAAUUGUUAUUGUUGUGUUUUAAUUACUUGUUUAGCAAUAUAUAUAUAUAAAAAAUAACUAUAUUGCAAUCAAAAUUUUUUCUGUAUUCAUGUAAUGUGCAUUUUUACUGAAAUUAAAAUAAAUAAACUUAUACUUCAGAGCUCCUAUAAAGGUCAUUCUAACAUAAUGGUAAAGUUUAUGUCCACAGUCAAAAAUUGCCAAUUAUACUAAGUAAGCCAUUUAGGCCAACAGUUCUUAUCUAAAAGCUGUAAAAUGUAAGACUUGUCCUAAACUUUAUUAUUUAAUUAUUUUGAACACGAAACUGAAAGUCAUGUGCUGAGGCAAUUAGAUCAAUUAAAGAAAUUCCUAUUUCUUUAUGUUAUUAUUUUUAGCUGUUCCUAGUGAUUUUACAUUAAAAAGCUAAUUAGUUAUUAUACUAAACAAGUUUAAUAUUAAGAUUAACUCUAUCCAGUUUAAAUGAAGAUUCCAUACAAAUAAAGCUUAACUAUAUUCAGUGUUAUUAUUCACCAAAAAAUAAUAAUUGAUUAUUGAUGGAGCCCAACACAUGAUAGUCUAGAUUUACCACAAUCAAAAGAUUCAGUGAUUAAUUUUGCUUGAGCUUAAUAAUUCUUGAAAACUAUGCAAUAAUAUAAAUUCGGUUUUUGAGUAAGCAUAGCUGUAAACUUGCAAACAUCAUUAAUGAUAUAUUUUAAAUAAAUGGAGGAAAAAGCAUCUGCAGUUUAAAAACAAGGUGCAAUGUUAAACUUUUGCAUAAGAAUCAUUUUUCAAACAAUAUUCCCAAAAGAACCAAUUGAUUUUUUUAGGAUUAAGGGGUUAAUAAUUUUCCUUGAACCCAAUGUACGAAUUUCAGAAUGCUCACUCAAACCAUUCUGGAAUUAUAAAAAAGACACUCAGACAAACUCAUCGCAUAUCUUGGUUGGUGCUGAUACCAUUUGCCACAUGGACAAGCCUGCUUGGUGAAACCGAGCAAAUUUAAGGCAGAGUGUGCUAUUCUUGUUUUUCAGUGGCGCCAUCUAUGGUCAAGAAUUCAACUUCUGCCACACAUGUUUAUAAGGCAGACCCAUUGAUUCAUCCACAGAUCGUAAUUUUGACCUGAAUCAGAGAACGAUCGAUCUCCAAUCCAGUACCCCCAGAGGUUUUGUAUUGUUAUGGGAACAUGGAGGGCUUUGUGUCUCGACAGAAUUUUUACGUGCAUCAGUCACCAACUACAGGGUGAGUCUCCGGCCGGCGGGGUUUGAACCCACAAACUCUCGGUCAUGGGCCCAGCUUCCUAACGACCAGGCUAUCCCGGCCUAAUUCUUUUGUAAUAGAUACAUAUGUAAUAAGUUUAAACUUGCUGAAUAAGGUAUAAAGAUUUUUAGGACUCUAUUUUACAAAAAAUAUUGAACCAGCUUUCAUUUGUUACAAUUAAAAUUGAAAUAUGCUUAACAUUAAAAUGCCAUUACCAAAGUGUUUUGAAAGUAUUUUAAUGAUAUCCAAGGACGUAGUAAUAACUGCAUCAGACAUUUUUACUUCAGUUUUGAAGUAGCAGUAGCUUAAAAGCAAAGUUUUGAUAAAUACUGUUAUUACACUGAAGAAACAACGAAAAGUGAAACUAAAAUUAUUAAUUAAAGAAAACAAUCUUUGUUGAUAAAUUUUUUUAUGAUAGCAGACAUAGAUACUUGUGUUAGCAGACAAAAUCAGGAAUUAAAAUAUAAAGAAAAAUUUCAUAUUUAUUAUCUAUUUACCAUUGUGUGCGAAUGACCUAUAAACCAUUAAAUUGUAUGUUCAUUGUACAAUAAUUUCUUAGAGCUUUUUUGUUAGUGAUUUUGAUGAAUACCACAAAAAAAGAAGAAAAAAUUAUUCUUUAUAAUUAGAUCUCAUUGUAAAUAGAUUUAGGAUGUAUGUGUAUAAUGUAAGAAAAAAAUAUCUGUUUUAAAUUAAUAAUUGUAUAGAUUAUAUUUCACUUUGUUACAAUUAGUUACUUCAAUGUGGACCAUGCUGUUUAGACAGUUGUAAUAAGUUGUAUAUAAGACUGUUGAGAGAGUUAUAUGGAAUAAAACAUUUUCUUAGUCAUUGUUUAAUAA
Molecule: messenger RNA, 7503 nt
Organism: Parasteatoda tepidariorum (common house spider)
Lineage: Eukaryota; Metazoa; Arthropoda; Arachnida; Araneae; Theridiidae
Source: RefSeq, a predicted model, not a curated record